UACAUUCCAGCUAAAACCAAACCAACAUUUUUACAACUGAACACUUUCUUUCUCUCUUCCUUCCUUCUUCACAAACUCUCUCUCUCUCUCUCUCUCUCUCUCUCUCUCUCUCUCUCUCUCUCAAAAAACCUCAAUUACAAUGAAUUGGAUCAGAGGCAAAACAAUUGGUCGUGGAUCAUCAGCUGUAGUUUCCGUCGCAACCUCACAGAAAAAUGGUGAUCUUUUCGCUGUGAAAUCCGCAGAGCUAUAUCGAGCAGAAUUCUUGAAAAGAGAGGAAAGAAUUCUUUCUUCGCUUGAUUGUCCACAAAUUAUUAAGUACAUUGGUUCUGAUACUACAAAUGAAAAUGGUGAGUUAAUGUAUAAUCUUUUUAUGGAAUAUGUUUCCGGCGGAACGCUUACUGAAGCAAUUCAAGAACAAAAGGGAAAGCUCGAUGAAUUUUCGAUUAAAUCUUAUACUGCUGAAAUUCUCCGUGGGUUGAAUUAUCUUCAUUCAAAUGGAUUGGUUCACUGUGAUAUUAAAGGCAGAAAUAUAUUGAUUGGGGAAAAUGGUGCCAAAAUUGCAGACUUGGGUUGUGCUAAAUGGAUGGACGAAGUUUCGAAUAUCAAAGACUCAUCAAGAAUUUCAGGUACACCGGUAUUCAUGGCACCAGAGGUUGCACGUGGUGAAGAACAAGGGUGUCCUGCUGAUAUUUGGGCACUUGGUUGCACAAUUAUUGAAAUGGCUACUGGACGUGCCCCAUGGGCAUCAGAUGGUGACGAUGCAGUUUCUGUCCUCUAUAGAAUUGCAUUUUCAGGGGAAGUUCCUGAAUUUCCAAGUUUUUUGUCAGAAAAUGCCAAGGAUUUCUUAAGUAAAUGUUUGGAAAGGGAUCCAAAAAAGAGAUGGAAUACCAAUCAGCUUCUUAAACAUCCAUUCGUUGAUGAAUUCAAUUCAAAGAAAUUCAAAGAAUCUAAAAUGAAAUCUCCAACAAGUAUACUUGAUCAAGAUUUUUGGGAUUCAAUGGAAGAAGUUAACGAAACACCGCGAAAUGUUUCAACCGUUUGUUCUUCAAUUUCUGUUAUUGACAGAGUAAGAAAAAUUUCAUCACCAAUUGAACCCAAUUGGGAGUGCGAAGAUGAUUGGAUCACCAUUAGAAAUGAGAAUUGUCAAGAAAGUGUGGAUUUUUCCGGAGAGGAAUUCGAAUUUUCGACAAUAUCAGUCGAUGAACCCACAACAGCACCAACUAGUAGGUCAGACUCAGUUUACAAUGAUGAUGAUGAAGAUAAAGUUGAGUUUUCAGGAAGAUUUGAUUUUGAAAAUGAUGAAGUCCCGUUUAAUUUCUUUGAUUAUAAUUUUAGUUUUAGCAGUAACAGUAGUAUUAGGUUCAAAGGAAAUUCGACUAGUAAAAUUUCUUACGUCAAUGUAAAAUUUAUUAUUACAAAAUGUAAAUCUAGAAUUAAUCUCAAUUUCGAGAUAAAAAAUGAAAUUAUUAUGUUUUCCACGAAAUUCAAUUCUCUUAAGGCGAUGAUGUUUUUGAAUGACAUCGGAAAAAAGACCCAACAAUGGGAGAAUAGUAGGAAACCCCAGAAAGCAAUUCUUCUAGGUAGAGGAAAUGUCAAUAAGGUAGAAGGAUCUUUUGAAUCAUAUGUCAAAAUUGCUGCUAUAGCAAAAAGGUUAGAAGCUCUAGAAUUGAGUCAAGCUAGUGGUAGAAGAUAA
This is a messenger RNA of Papaver somniferum (opium poppy), 1693 nucleotides long. Its product is annotated as mitogen-activated protein kinase kinase kinase 18-like. The coding region runs from base 140 to 1693 and encodes 517 amino acids. Gene Ontology annotation, biological process: protein phosphorylation. The record is from RefSeq and is a predicted model, not a curated record. The transcript has 2 exons. Gene Ontology annotation, molecular function: ATP binding; protein kinase activity. Lineage: Eukaryota; Viridiplantae; Streptophyta; Magnoliopsida; Ranunculales; Papaveraceae.